AUGCAGGUUAAAGUCAAGACGCUAACUGGAAGAGACAUCUUGGUUGAUAUCGAGCCUGUCGACAGAAUCAUCCGUAUCAAGGAAAUGAUGGAAGAAAAAGAAGGAAUUACUCCAGCCCAACAGCGAUUGAUUUUCAACGGUUCCCAGCUCGAUGACGACAAAACCGUGCAAGAAUCAGGAAUUCCAGCCGGAGCUUCGUUGCACUUAGUGUUGACUUUGAGAGGAGGCUUCUAG
Messenger RNA from Scheffersomyces stipitis CBS 6054, 234 nucleotides. It is a transcript of the gene RUB1, whose product is annotated as NEDD8 family protein. Gene Ontology annotation, biological process: protein neddylation; regulation of proteolysis; modification-dependent protein catabolic process. The transcript has a single exon. Gene Ontology annotation, cellular component: cytoplasm; nucleus. Lineage: Eukaryota; Fungi; Ascomycota; Pichiomycetes; Serinales; Debaryomycetaceae. The record is from RefSeq and is a predicted model, not a curated record. Bases 1 to 234 code for a protein of 77 amino acids. Gene Ontology annotation, molecular function: protein tag activity; ubiquitin protein ligase binding.